AUGAAGCAAAAAAAAGAGCCCAAAAAGACCUCGAAUGGCGGUGUUGGUGGUGAUUUGUUGAAUGAGAAGAUGGUGAGGUACAUGGAGUGUAGGAAGAACCAUGCAGCGAAUAUCGGUGGGUACGCGGUGGAUGGUUGUAGGGAGUUCAUGCCUGCUGGGGAGGAAGGGACCAGCGCGGGUUUCAAGUGCGCGGCUUGUAAUUGUCAUAGGAAUUUCCAUAGGAUGGAGUCGGCAGAGAACGAUUACUACUCGAACUUCCUCAAGUCACAGUACAGCUACCCCAACCUAGCUACACUUCGUGCCGUGCUGCGAUAUCCAAACCGAAGUUGGGCCGAGCUAUUGAAUUUCCAGCCGACUUAUCGAUACAGUGGCAAGCGAAAGACCAAGGUAACUGAUUUCUUGUUGCAGGCUUCGCCUGAACCGGACCCAACCUUGCCCCAAGUCAGAUUAAUCCCUUUAACUGCUAAGCAAGAGAUGGCCAAGAAGAGAGCCAUGCGAGCCCUUCUAACUGAAACAAAUCUGACCGAGGUACCGCCAGCUGGUCAAACUCAAGAAACCGUAGUAGCUCUGCCUUCUCAACAACCUUCAUCAUCUCGCUCAAAGAAGCGUGCCCGGACUACCCAAACCGAGCAACGUCUUGUUGAUGAAGAUAAAACCGUGGUUCCUCAAACCACUCUGCCAAGCCCUCCACUGAGCCCACAACCGGAGUGCCCUGACUGA
Molecule: messenger RNA, 720 nt
Organism: Camellia sinensis
Lineage: Eukaryota; Viridiplantae; Streptophyta; Magnoliopsida; Ericales; Theaceae
Source: RefSeq, a predicted model, not a curated record